AUGUCCGCACUGCCCGCUCUCAGCGUCCUCAACGCACUCUGCGGUGUCUCCGCGAUAUGGGUGCUGUCGAAGGCAAUCCAGCUUCUGCGCCGGCGCGCACGCAGCACGCCGCUCGCGGGGCCGCCGAACCCGAGCUUCCUGCUUGGCGCAAGCAGAUUCAUCGUGAAAUCGCCAGAUGCGGGAGAACUGUACGAGGAGUGGUCUGAGAAGUACGGUGCUGUGUUUCGCAUUCCUGCUACUUUGGGACUCUCUCGCAUUGCGCUAUGCGACCCGAAGGCCGUCUUGCAUUUCUAUUCGCGGGAGACGUAUGGAUAUGCGCACAGCACCAUGGCCAAGAGGGCGAUCGAGAACCUGGUCGGCAGAGGCGUGCUAUGGGCCGAAGGAGACAGUCACAAGAGGCAGAGAAAAGCGUUGACUCCCGCCUUCAGCAACGCGGCCAUCAGGAGGAUGACUUCCGUCUUCUAUGACUCGGCGUACAAGGUCAAGACAGCAUGGGACAGCCUUCUAGAGUCGGAGCCAGGAGGUGAUGCUGUGAUCGACGUACAAGGCUGGAUGAACCAUGUAUCGUUGGACACCAUCGGCAUAGCAGGCUUCUCGCAUGACUUUGGCACGCUGCAGGGCAAGCACUCAACAGUCGCCAACACAUUUGAUGCCUUUGGCACGCUCAAGCCGAGUCUCCUGGGUGGAAUGCAGUUCGCCAUAGGCAUGGUCUUCCCAUGGGUGCUCAAGAUACCCACCGGAUUCCGGCGGCUCGUCAACAAACUUAAUGAAAACAUGGGUGAGAUCGCCCAGGAGCUGUUGGAGAACACGCGGAAGGAGAGCGAGGGCGAGAGCAAGGCGGAAGAGAAGUCUAUCAUUGGGCUUCUGAUCAAGGCUGAGAAGAGCGACUCGGAGUUGCAAAUGUCGGAGGACGAGGUGUUGGCACAGAUGAAAGUUCUCAUCCUGGCUGGCUACGAGACUACAUCAAUCAGCUUAACGUGGUGUCUCUUGGAGCUCUGCAAAAAGCCCGAGAUUCAGCAGAAAUUGCGCGAGGAGCUAUCCCAGUUCUCCGGCAGCGAUCCGACCUGGGAUCAAUUCACCAAUGGGCUGCCGUACGUUGAUGCCGUCGUACACGAGACAUUGCGACUCCACCCGCCUUUGGGCGAGACCACGCGCGUGGCAACCGAAGACGACAUCAUCCCGCUCUCCUCGCCCGUGCGCACACCGAAUGGCACGCUCGUCGACAGCAUCGCCGUCCCGAAGGGCCAGCUCGUCACGGUGCCCAUCCACAUGAUGAACAAGUGCGCGCGGUUCUGGGGCGCGGACGCGAAGGCGUUCAGACCCGAGCGCUGGCUGGACGAGGACGGGAUUCCGAAGCGCGCGCAGGAGAUCCAGGGGCACCGGCACCUGCUCACGUUCGUGGACGGCCCGAGGACGUGCCUUGGGCGGCACUUUGCGCUCGCUGAGUUCAAGGCUGUACUGUCUGUGCUUAUCCGGAACUACGCGUUUGAACUGAGAGAUGGGCCGGACACGAAGACGGAGGUGAAACGGGGGAUCUUGCCUAGGCCGAGUAUUGUAGGAGAAGAGGGCGCGCGAUUGCCCCUCAGGGUCAGGCGGCUGGACUGA
Molecule: messenger RNA, 1605 nt
Organism: Fomitopsis serialis
Lineage: Eukaryota; Fungi; Basidiomycota; Agaricomycetes; Polyporales; Fomitopsidaceae
Product: cytochrome P450
Exons: 12
Coding region: 1-1605 (534 amino acids)
Molecular function (GO): heme binding; iron ion binding; monooxygenase activity
Source: RefSeq, a predicted model, not a curated record